This is a messenger RNA of Durusdinium trenchii, 906 nucleotides long. NCBI's taxonomy places the organism in Eukaryota, Dinophyceae, Suessiales, Symbiodiniaceae. The record is from the annotation of a GenBank genome assembly.
AUGGGUGCAUCUGCAAGUCUGGCUUCAACGGUGCUGGUGCUGUGCAGCUAUGCAGGAGCUGGGCUCGAAGGAGCGGCGUCCUCUCCUUCGAGCUCCAUCGUGGUGGCCCAGGUUUCCAGUACCUUUCUCGAGGUGACCAAUACACUCCUGGUCUCCUUCGGCCUCUCCGAGCUCUUCUUGCGGAGGAGGUGUCACUGGCGACAGAUGUGCUUGACGUUGGCGGCGAUCGUCAUCCUCAACGUCAUCCUGUCGCCACGAGUGCAGCGCAUGCUCAGCUUUGGGAGUCUGACGUGGUCUCCAUUUGGCCCAGCCGAUGGACCGCCGGGCGUGGCACCCAUGCUGGGCGUUCUUCGUGUGGCAGUGGUGCUGAGCGGUUUCUCGGCUCUGACCUACGCAGACCUGCGACGCUUCCGACAGCAUUACGGACCAAAGCUCUUUGCAGAGGAGCUGUGGGAGGCGGUGAAGUUGGUCCUGCCAGUUUACCUGUUCCUCGUGAUGUGCUGCUCUUUGCUUUGUUUGAUCUUGGUGUCACUGAUGAACCAUCUCAUCUCAGAGUCCCUGGGUGAGGAAAUCAUUGUGUAUGGCCAAUUCUACCUGCCUCUCAGCGUGGUCUAUUGGAUCAUGAAGAAGGUGGUUUUCGCGACCUACCCGGGGACCUACCGACUUGUCCGGAAGACCCCGACGUCUGGGUCCGGGCAUCGCUCCCACGAAACCAUGGAGAGAGCAAACAGUUACAGCAACGCUCGUGGAGAAUCGAAGAUGUCUAUGAGAGAAUCAUUGGGCCGAGGGCCGAGUCGCCGAGGGCCUCCCAGGCCUUUUUUUUUCGUGCGAUCGGGAAAGAACAGUGGAUCUCACAUGACUUCGGAGUUCGAAGGAGAACUGCAGUGCUGCCGGGCCGGGCCGUGA